Schizosaccharomyces octosporus yFS286 is the source of this 2793-nucleotide messenger RNA. RefSeq names its product WEE protein kinase Mik1. NCBI's taxonomy places the organism in Eukaryota, Fungi, Ascomycota, Schizosaccharomycetes, Schizosaccharomycetales, Schizosaccharomycetaceae. The record is from RefSeq and is a predicted model, not a curated record. The transcript has 2 exons. Gene Ontology annotation, biological process: protein phosphorylation. Gene Ontology annotation, molecular function: ATP binding; protein kinase activity. Bases 473 to 2221 code for a protein of 582 amino acids.
ACGAAACAUACUUUAUAACACGCAACGAACCAACCGAAAGCCGUUCGGCCAUUUUUAAAUUUACUUUGGUUUUGUUUAAGUGUUUGGUUUUAGGAAGGAUACGGCGGCGCGUCGCGUUAUAAUGAUGUUGUUGUACCCAGGUAGCAUCUGACGCGUAAGGUUUAUAAUUAAAGUUUUACGUGACGCGACGCGUUUGUGUACGCGUCAAUAAACUCGCGAUUCUGUUUAUUGUUUACUCGAUGAAUGCUGUCUUCUUCCAGCAACACUCAUUAACAAGACAUAGUAGGCCCUUUCUUUGGAAAGGAAACUUCUCAAAUACUUUGAGAGGUUGGUCUAUUUAUUUGGGAGAAUUAAACCUCGAUAAUACUCAAUUACUAUAACCAUUUACGUCUCGCCUCAUUUUGUACUUACAAUAUAUAUUAUAUAUAAGCGCCUAGUUAUUUAAUAAACAAAGAUACGAGAUAUAUUGACAAUGGAUUCUGUUUCUAUGCCACCUAGUACGCCGACGCGUUCAUCCUCUUCUUCCCUGGAUGACGAUACUCGAAAAAGGCGAUUGUUUUCUGGGAAUGAAAACACCUUCAGUGAUUCAAUGUCAAAUGAGUUCUGCUCUCCUCAAUCACAAGCUUACAAUGCCUUCACAUACGAAGAUAGCCCACAUACGCCAUUGAUGAAUCCUAAGAAAAAUGUGCGCUUAUCUACUACUUUACGACACGGACUCUUUUCCCGAAUGGAUGUCAGCGAAAGAAAACCACCAGGACUUCUCCCUAGUCUUUUGGACUGUAAAAGAAAAGACGUUGAUCAACAUCAAGAAAAUAUAACCCCUUUAGAUAAAAACCACACUAAUUUUUCGGGCGCAUUUAGUACAGGGCUCUUGUCAAAACGCGAAAAGCAAAUGUUAUGGGAGGUUAAUUCAACUAAUCCAAAAAGCGAACAGCCGCAUACUCCCUGUAAACGCAUUACUAACAUGAGUAAUAACUAUCCUGAAUCUCCAACAUCUCCCUCGUCUCUACUGCUCCGAAGGAAAUGCCCUGGACCCGAUUUUUUGCAAUGCCUGAAGACCGAAAAGUCGACAUCUGAUGAUUUGGAAGACAGCAUGGAUAUGCUGCCCUUGUCAACAUUUUCUUGUGGUUCCGAAGAUUACAUGGGGGCAUAUAAUACGCCAAGCAAGUCUCAAUCGAUUUUCUUACAUACUCCCCCAAUGACAAGUUGGAAAGAUGAGGACGAGGAUGAAGAUGAAUCAUCAUCUCUGAGUUGGACGCCCACAAGUCCAAACUUCUUUAGCACAAUGAGCCAUGAUGAGUUUAAUGAUGUCGACCGCUGUACUGAAAUGCUAUAUAGCAGAUUUUGCCAAGUGAAAUUACUGCGCGAAAGCGAUUUCUCUUAUGUUUAUAAGGUUUCAAAAAUGGCUGAAGAUCCUUCUAUUGUAAAAAUUGUGAAGAGAAAGGGUAAUAGCACGAAGGAAACUAUGCGACAAAUUCAGGAAGCCAAUAUUCUGAAUCAAGUACGUGACUCUUCGCGCAUUGUGAACAUGGUUGACUUUUGGGAACAUAAGGAUCAACUUUUUCUUCAACUAGAAUAUUGUGAAAAUGGUGAUUUAGGUACCUUUUUAACGGAAUUGGGUUUAAUGCAAGUACUCGAUUCUUUCCGCGUUUGGAAAAUUCUAUUACAAUUGGGCCAGGGAUUAUUCUAUCUGCAUAGGCUCGGAGUAGUGCAUUUGGACAUAAAGCCUUCGAAUGUAUUAAUCACCCGCGAAGGAAAUUUAAAAAUUUCCGAUUUCGGUUUAUCUUCAACUUUGCCAGUACCUUCAAUAUCAGAUUUAGAAGGUGACAGGAUGUACAUAGCUCCUGAAGUAUUAAUGAUGCAUGCUUAUGAUAAACCGGCUGAUAUUUUUUCCUUGGGUCUCAGUAUGAUUGAAGCAGCGACCAACGUGGUUCUUCCAGACAACGGUCUCGAAUGGCAGCGAUUGCGCUCUGCCGAUUUUUCUGACUUACCAAAGUUAACACAAUUUCUGACACCUCAGGAGCAGAUGUUACGCUCGAAGAUAGCUUCUGCUGAGUCGUUAGAGAAAAUGCUUUACAGAAUGAUAACACCUAAUCCAGAAGAUCGAAUCACUGCAGAACAGCUGUUGAGCACAGAUGAAAUUGGGUAUGUUCAUGAACAAUUAAAGUUACCCGCAAUCAUCUUUGAAGAUCAUCCUUCCUGGCUCGAAACCACGUUUUAAGAUUUGCCAGUGCUGGAGAAAGCCACAGAUUGUCUGUUAGCUUUUUUAUGGCCAACUUGUCCUUAAAAGGAUCUCCAAAAUUUGUCAUCUGGUUCGUUUUUGAUGUUUUAUAAUAAUCUUUUCUUGACACGACACUCUUCCUUUCUGGCGACUUCUGUUCUGUUUCCACUAACCAAAACACUUUUUUCUUUACGUCUACAAAGGCGAUACACGAACUAGUAUCUCAUCUACUUGUUAAGUAUAUUUUACUCACUCAUUAACCUUUAUAUUCACGUCCGGUUCUCAUUUAUCUUAUUUAUUCUGUUGGAUUCUAUUAUACCCGCGACAACAUAACUCCAUCUUUACGUUAAGAUCGGUGAAAUUCCCUUUUUUCUUUACCGGUUUCUAAUUUUUCCCGAUACCUUUUUUUAAUACGGUUAUUAUUAUACUACCCUCAUAGACUCGUUUUUCAGCAUUAAUAUAUACAACGUCAACCUAAUAAACAAACAUUACGCAAAUAAAAGCAUUUUUUUAUUGUUGUAAAAGUUCAUUAUUCCUCAGUAGCGUAAGAUACUGCACUGCGCUGUUUUUCC